AUGAUAUCAGCACUUCCUUACCCGGACUCCAAGGUUUUGAGCACAAAUAACUACGGCAUGUCUCUCUGGGGACAGACAGGAAAGAUCACGGCCGAGCUUCCCGAUGGAACAACGAAGCAUUAUUUUUUGACGACGGCAAAUCUUGGAGACACCGGGCAUGCCAUGAUACUCGGAGAAUACGAGUCUCUCAAGGCAAUCCACGCUGUGUCUCCCAACAUUCGGCUGGCAGAUAUGCACAAGAAGUCCCAGUCGCCAACCGGAAAGUUCGGCUUCCACGUCACAACCUGCCACGCCAAGUUGCGGCAGAUGACUGAUUGUUGGGAGGAUUCGUGGGCAGCGCUGUGCCGCAAGCAGCUCGCCCACAUGAUUGAGCUUGAGGAGGUCAAGCACGGCGAAUGGCCCGAGUUCAAAAUCGUCUGCCAACUCAUCCUGGACAAGGUCAUUCCGAGACUCCUUGAGCCUCUCCAGUCCAAUGGCCGCAGCAUCAAGCCGUGUUUGGUUCAUGGAGACCUCUGGGAUGAGAAUACCGCCACGGACAUGGCGACCGGCGAGCCGUUCAUCUUCGAUGCUGGAUCUUUCUACGCCCACAACGAGUACGAGAUUAGGGGGAGUGGGAUGACCGAAAACCUGCUGUACUCUCUCCGUUUUGACCUCGGCACUGCUAUUCUGAUCCCCUGUAACCAGCGCCAAAUCGUCAAGGAGAACAUGAUCAUUCUCUGCAAAAAGGUUUUCCCAAAUGAGCUGGCCUGCUUUGCAGAAAAGCCUGGUUAACCCUGCCUUCCGCUCAAACCUGGGUCUGCGUCGUGCCGUUACGUACUCAGAAGACUAAGAGGCCGAGGAAGAAGAAGAAGAUGAGACGCAACAAGACGAGAGCGAAGGAGAGGACGAGGACCCCGCGACCUCCAAUCCGUACGACUUGGACAGCGACGAUAAAUGGGACGAUGGUGUUACCCUGGUUGACGCUGACCGGCGGAGGCUGAGUUCCACUGGGGUUGCUGCCGGGCAUUGGUGGUAGAAGAACUUGGUAAAAAUGAGACUGCAGGUACUUUAAUACACGUGUAGACAGUGUGCAUAUCGCAAAUUUUCACUUUGGGAUAGUUCGCAGGUGGGACGAAUCUGAUUUGACCGCUACAAGCCUACAAAUCGAGGCGGGAGAGAGGGAGGGAGGGGCC
Parathielavia appendiculata is the source of this 1172-nucleotide messenger RNA. RefSeq lists its product as uncharacterized. NCBI's taxonomy places the organism in Eukaryota, Fungi, Ascomycota, Sordariomycetes, Sordariales, Chaetomiaceae. The coding region runs from base 1 to 771 and encodes 256 amino acids. The record is from RefSeq and is a predicted model, not a curated record. The transcript has 4 exons.